This is a messenger RNA of Penicillium digitatum Pd1, 312 nucleotides long. RefSeq lists its product as uncharacterized. Lineage: Eukaryota; Fungi; Ascomycota; Eurotiomycetes; Eurotiales; Aspergillaceae. The record is from RefSeq and is a predicted model, not a curated record.
AUGUGUGGUAAUUUCCAGGAAGAUCAAGAAGCGGAGUUGAUUGAGCGAGAUACGAUGAUGACUUGUCGUGAGGAUCGUCUUCAAGAGGCCCUCCAGGUCAAUAUUAACGCUUCGAACGACACCCAAAUCAAAAUUCGUCUUUUACUGUUUCAGGAUCUCACUGAGCAAGACAGCUGCCAUGUCAACUCGGAAAUUGAAAAGGCGGAGGCUUUCAUGGAGGAUUUGAAGGCCGAGCGCCUACAGUUUCAAGCUGAUUGCGAUCACGCUCGGGCUCAGCGCGAAGACAUCGCUCGAUUUCUUCAUGAGCUGUAA